Temnothorax curvispinosus is the source of this 821-nucleotide messenger RNA. RefSeq names its product acyl-CoA Delta(11) desaturase-like. Gene Ontology annotation, molecular function: iron ion binding; stearoyl-CoA 9-desaturase activity. The record is from RefSeq and is a predicted model, not a curated record. The annotation marks the transcript as partial. Gene Ontology annotation, cellular component: endoplasmic reticulum membrane. Gene Ontology annotation, biological process: unsaturated fatty acid biosynthetic process. The transcript is spliced from 3 exons. Lineage: Eukaryota; Metazoa; Arthropoda; Insecta; Hymenoptera; Formicidae.
AGACCCGGCCUUAGAAAAAGCAAGCAGCUCGAUUUAUCAGAUGUUUUAUCAGAUCCUGUCGUGGCUUUUGGAGAAAGGUACUUCUUGUCUCUUCAACUUUUUUUUUGUUUUAUCCUACCUACGGCGGUACCAGUAUAUUUUUGGAACGAGACUUGGGGUAGAGCCAUCAUGUCGCAAGUAUUCAUACGAUACAUGAUUACUACGCACUCCGUGUGGACUGUCAAUAGCAUUGCUCAUGCAUGGGGCACUAAACCAUACAACAAGAAUAUAAGACCGUCAGACAACAAUUUUGUUAACUUCGUGACAGUAGGAGAAGGCUAUCACAAUUUCCAUCACGUGUUCCCGUGGGAUUACAGGUCGUCGGAGAAGGGAAAUAACGCAUUCAAUUACACCACUUUCUUCAUUGAUACUUGCGCGAAAUUAGGACUAGCUUAUGAUCUUAAGUACCCGUCCGCGGAUCUCAUAAAAAAUGUCAUACUGAAGACAGGUGACGGGACCCAUCCCAUAAUGUCUGAAAUACCGAGGCCGGAAUCGGAUUAAACAACGGAUAUAUUUUAAAGACGCAUAAACUGUAAUGAUUUACAACUACCUAUGUAUGUACAAUGUAAACUACAUUGUUUGAUAUAUUUAUGUAAAACAUGAGUAAUCUAUGGAGAGGAUCAUCGAAAAUUUAUAUUUCGUCAGCAACAUCGGUUUUUAUAAUCUUGUACUUUGUCGCAAUUUUAUUUUCAUGACGCUAUUAUUUAGCUUGGAUUGAUAAUUUUUAAGACGUCAGAGAAAUAAACUUUAUGCAUAUUGUGCGUUGCUACAGUGAGCUUAAA